CCAAUAACACAAUCGGCAUAGCGGCAAGACACAAGAUGUCCGACCAUCCAGCCACUGCAUCCCUCCUGACCACGCUCGGCCUCCGCGCGACUCCCUCCUCACCCAUCCCCAACCACGCAGCAGGUUAUAUCAUUGGCAACUGGUUCCUCGCCCACGGAAUACUCAACCCCCGAGCAUCCAUACGACGACUCGGGCAAGACCACAAUAAUGCUCCACGCGAGAAUCUGCUCAAAUACGGCGAAGCAGCCGUGCAAGCCGGCAAGAUCACCCGAGGCCAACUGAACCGACUCAAACGGCGGGAAGCUGCCUACGAGAACGUCAUCGAGGGGUUUCCGCUAUUUAUCGCCGGGGUCCUUCUCGCCCUUCACGCAGGUGUCCCGACCGAGAUAAUCAACUGGGUUGGGUUGUGGUUCUCGGUGAUGCGGGUGGCAUAUGCAACCGCGGCCGUGGCGAUUGAAUCGGAACCACUGAACUUUGUGCCGUCGCUGCUGUGGUGGUUGGGCAACGUGAGUUGCCUCACGGCGUUGAUGUUGGCCGGGAAGAGGCUGUGAUUUUUCUUCCUCUUCUUGAGCUGAACAAGCUCUUUUGGGAAAGCUUCGCGAGUGGAAUGGAUUCAAAAUCAGGCCGUGUUGGCCAUCUGAAUACUAGUAACAGAAGUAGAAAAAUCGUACGGGUUCAUGUUUCCGAUGAAAGUGGGGGAGAUUGGGGACGCCAGAUCUGCGGGGGUUGCCGAGGUUGAGGGGUUGGGGAAAUUUGAGGGUCGCGACGAUCUUUCAGGGGAAGUCCUUUGGUUUGAUGGGUUCGUAAAGGCAGUCGAGUCUUGCGUGUGUGUUAUCCGAUUUCUGGUACCCAC
Aspergillus brunneoviolaceus CBS 621.78 is the source of this 853-nucleotide messenger RNA. RefSeq lists its product as uncharacterized. The coding region runs from base 36 to 551 and encodes 171 amino acids. Gene Ontology annotation, cellular component: membrane. The record is from RefSeq and is a predicted model, not a curated record. NCBI's taxonomy places the organism in Eukaryota, Fungi, Ascomycota, Eurotiomycetes, Eurotiales, Aspergillaceae. The transcript has 3 exons.